This is a messenger RNA of Conger conger (European conger), 3555 nucleotides long. RefSeq names its product slit homolog 3 protein-like. Gene Ontology annotation, cellular component: plasma membrane. The record is from RefSeq and is a predicted model, not a curated record. NCBI's taxonomy places the organism in Eukaryota, Metazoa, Chordata, Actinopteri, Anguilliformes, Congridae. The coding region runs from base 46 to 2835 and encodes 929 amino acids. The transcript has 2 exons. Gene Ontology annotation, molecular function: protein binding.
GGAACCACCCAAACAGAUGUUUCAUUAGGCGAUAAGGCUCUCUGCAUGCUUCCCCUGUUUGUUUUUCUCCUUCCAACUGCAAGACAACAUUCAGUAGCUGCGUUGCUGAAUGUGGAAAAACACAACAUGCAUCCUGUACUCUGCGUCUACCUUCUCCCGCUGGUGCUCGGGAGCGCGACCGGACAGUGCGAUGAAUGCAAAAAACACCAAGAAGUCUACGCUAGAAACAUUACCGAGAUCCCGGCCACACUGAAACCGGGAACCAUUCACGUUUAUUUCAUCGGGAGCAGGUUUUCCAACGUCCCGAACAGAGCCUUCAUCAACAGCCCUCAGCUGGAGACGGUGGAGUUCAUGCAGAUGCCCAUCGUGUCCGUGGAAGUGCACGCCUUCGAGGGUUUGCGUAAGCUGAAGCUCCUUGAAAUCACGACGACCAAUCUGACGUCGCUGCCCUUGGGCGUGUUUCAGGACCAGCCGAUGCUCGAGAAACUGAUCCUAAAGCUCAACAAAAUCCAGAAGCUUGAGAAGGGACUGUUCGACGGCCUGAUAAUGUUGAAGGAGCUCCACCUUCACACCAACCAAAUCGCCUCAAUCGACGAGGGAGUUUUCGAUCAGCUCGAUAACCUUACGGUUCUUCACCUGGCCAAGAAUAAGAUCACGUCCGUCUCCAGAGCGCUGUUUACAAAACUUAGUAAAUUACAAAGGCUCAGGCUCUAUGAAAAUGACAUUGCCACUAUUCCACCCGGGAUCUUUGAUGAUCUACCGGAUCUGAAAGAGAUCAACUUACGGGAUAACAAGAUAACUGAGAUACCACCAGAUUUAUUUUCCAAAAACACCUUCUUGGAAUCAUUAAAUUUAGAGAAUAAUCGUUUGUCUGAAUUGCCCUCUGAAAUUUUUGUGGGACUUCCAAACAUGAGAUAUUUGACUCUUAAGCAGAAUGAAAUCCGCAGCCUGCCUCCCUUGCUCUUUGGAGAAAUGCCAAAAUUUCAUGAACUGAGUCUCAGAGGAAACAAUCUCACUGUCCUGCCUGCAGGUGUAUUCAGUCCCUUGAAGAAACUCAAGAAGCUUGACUUGUCUCUAAAUAAGUUUAUCUCUUUGUCCAGUGACUAUUUUGAAGGGCUUGUGAAACUCACAGACUUGAAUCUACAGAAUAAUAUGAUUGAAUCAUUAGAACCAAAAACCUUUGAACAUUUGACAGACCUGCAUACCCUCAGGUUAGCAAAUAACAAAUUGAGAACUCUUCCUGAAGGAAUAUUUGACUCUUUAUUAGAGUUUAGCAGGGUAUAUCUCGACAACAACCCUUGGCACUGUGACUGCAAUCUGAUAUCUUUAUCUAACUGGAUGAAAGCUAACAGUAAAAAGAUUAGGUCUUUCUCACCAGAGCAGUGUGAAUCUCCUGACAGCUUGAAAGGACAAAUUCUCAACUCUCUCACAGAAGAUCAGCUGAUAUGCCCAACAACUCCUACAAUCACCACAGCUUUGGCUCUUACCAUGGGCGAUGAAUCCAAAACAUACCAAGAAGUCUACGAUAGAGACUUUACCGAGAUCCCGGCCACACUGAAACCGGGGACCAUUCACGUUUAUUUCAUCGGGAGCAGGUUUUCCAACGUCCCGAACAGAGCCUUCAUCAACAGCCCUCAGCUGGAGACGGUGGAGUUCAUGCAGAUGCCCAUCGUGUCCGUGGAAGCGCACGCCUUCGAGGGUUUGCGUAAGCUGAAGCUCCUUGAAAUCACGACGACCAAUCUGACGUCGCUGCCCUUGGGCGUGUUUCAGGACCAGCCGAUGCUUGAGAGACUGAUCCUAAAGCUCAACAAAAUCCAGAAGCUUGAGAAGGGACUGUUCGACGGCUUGAGAAUGUUGAAGGAGCUCCACCUUCACACCAACCAAAUUGCCUCAAUCGACGAGGGAGUUUUCGAUCAGCUCGAUAACCUUACGGUUCUUCACCUGGCCAAGAAUAAGAUCACGUCCGUCUCCAGAGCGCUGUUUACAAAACUUAGUAAAUUACAAAGGCUCAGGCUCUACGAAAAUGACAUCGACACUAUUCCACCUGGGAUCUUUGAUGAUCUACCGGAUCUGAAAGAGAUCAGCUUACGGGAUAACAAGAUAACUGAGAUACCGCCAGAUUUAUUUUCCCAAAACACCUUCUUGGAAUCAUUAAAUUUAGAGAAUAAUCGUUUGUCUGAAUUGCCCUCUGAAAUUUUUGUGGGACUUCCAAACAUGAGAUAUUUGACUCUUAAGCAGAAUGAAAUCCGCAGCCUGCCUCCCUUGCUCUUUGGAGAAAUGCCAAAAUUUCAUGAACUGAGUCUCAGAGGAAACAAUCUCACUGUCCUGCCUGCAGGUGUAUUCAGUCCCUUGAAGAAACUCAAGAAGCUUGACUUGUCUCUAAAUAAGUUUAUCUCUUUGUCCAGUGACUAUUUUGAAGGGCUUGUGAAACUCACAGACUUGAAUCUACAGAAUAAUAUGAUUGAAUCAUUAGAACCAAAAACCUUUGAACAUUUGACAGACCUGCAUACCCUCAGGUUAGCAAAUAACAAAUUGAGAACUCUUCCUGAAGGAAUAUUUGACUCUUUAUUAGAGUUUAGCAGGGUAUAUCUCGACAACAACCCUUGGCACUGUGACUGCAAUCUGAUAUCUUUCUUUAACUGGAUGAAAGCUAACAGUAAAAAGAUUAAGUCUCUCUCAACAGAGCAGUGUGAAUCUCCUGACAGCUUGAAAGGACAAAUUCUCAACUCUCUCACAGAAGAUCAGCUGAUAUGCCCAACAACAACUCAACUACAAUCUCUUACCACGGCAACCAGUGUUGGGGAAAAUUCACAGAACAAAAGAUCUCCCUCCUAAUAGCAUGAUAAACAAUCACAAGUCAAAAUCAGACUCAACCUUGAUGAGCAAGCUGGUUCCUCCAAAACUCUUAAUGAUUCAUUCCAGAAGUGUAUCUAUAUGUAAGUGGCUUGUAAUCAAUAUAUCAAAUGUAUGCUGCUUGUUAUCAAAUCAAAUGAACCUAGAACAUUAAUUACAGCUGAGCUUAUGAAAACGCAAGAAACCACAGUGAAAACUGUUGAAAUGAGAGCAAAGACUGCAAAGAAUGCAACGUACAUUUAUUCACUUAGAAGAGAAUGUUAAUCAAAUUUUAGUAUGUCUGUAUAUUAGAAAAUAAUAUCAGAAGAGAAUAUUAAUCAAAUGUUGAGUAUGUCUGUAUAUUUUCAAUGAUUUACUGCUGAUAAGUUUGUGUUAGAAGUGCAUAAGUGACCCAUAUGUAACCUGAGUGGAAAAAUACAAAAUGACGUGUAUGCUUAAAAAAACCACGGAAAGAUACAAAAUGACAUGUUUGUUAGAAAGCAGUUUGCGGGGGCCGGGGCGUCCUGAACUUGAGUUGGCAGAGCAUGAGGACCUUGGGCAAUUUGCCACAAUGAUGUUUUCACCUGUUUUAGGAGGAGUUUUAGGAGGAGUUAAGAUAAGAACUGUGUAUAAAAUGGGUGUAAAAAUGACAUUCGAGGUCCAUUUUCUGCAAAACUGGUCCGGCUUUAUGCACUCAUGCUAAUAAAGUCUGAUUUUCCUGAA